CAGUUUACAACUAACGUCGUGCCAGUCAACCGCGCCGCGUGCGUCACUCAAUUCGCGUCAAGUGGCUUUUUUCAAAUCCCUACUCACGUUACUCCUCCAAUUUUCCACAGUGUUUUCCCUCGACUUUUCCUCUGUUUUCCUAUUUCAACGCAUGAGCCGAAUUCGUCCGCCAAUGCAAGUGUUUUUUUCGUGAGUGUCGAUGAAACUCCUCACGCUGUGCUUUCAAACGUGAUUGAGAAUCCUUCACGAAAGAUUAUCGAAUCGAUUGCCGAGUUCUUUUGGUUUCUUGUUUUUUUGCGGUGGAUUUUUUGGUGCUAGCUUUUUGUACAAUUAUUUACAAUUUUGUUUUACUGCCGUUGAUAAGUGUUUUGGGUCUGAUGAGUGUCUAGACGUUUUCAACUAACUUCGUCAGUUUGUUUGGUGCGCCGAAAGGAUUACAUUCCAUCUUUUUAUUCGCAGAUCAUUCAGCCCUCACGGAGUAAUUGAUUCAAUAAAUUUGUAAACAAUUCUACAAACUAUGAUCGAAUGAAAGGAUUGUUCUAUGGAGAGAAUAAUUACUAGCCGUCGGGAUCGGCCCCUCUAGCAACUUGGACCGAAUGUCUCAAGUCGGAACCGAGUACUGGUCUCCUGUCAUGCCGCCGGGUCCGGUAGUGGGGCUGGACGGUAACCAGUAUGCGUCGUACCCGGUGCUCCCGAAAGCCAAGGAGGAGAUCCCGCUCUCGGAGCAGGCCGUGGAGCGGUUCCAGGAGAAGUACGAUUACUCCUACGCCACGCAGCGGCGGCGCCUCUCUUCCACAGGAUGCACCGACUCUAAUAGCUCAAGCAGCGUCGACGGCAACGAACUCAGCGAUCAGGAAAAGGCUCAGGUCGAGAGCUGCUUCAGAGGUCUCAAGACUCAGGUGUUCGUGGCGAGUUCGCUGGCGAACCUGUACCUGGGCACGAACGGGGAGGACAGCAGUUGGAAGCUGAGCUACACGGGUAUCCCGGUGGUGAUUCUGGACACGGGAGAGGCCAAGUCCCGGACGAAGCGGCAAAUGAGGAUCCUGCUCGCCGAACGGGGCUCCUGCUUCACCCUCUGGCAGGACCUCAUCGACAACCUCUCCUCCUACAAGGUCUCCGGCCCGGCCUUCCACACCAUGUGCCUUUCCUCCGACCACAGCAAGCUCAUCGGGUUCAGCUUCGACUGCGCGCGGGCGGCGGAGCAGCUGUGGCGGCACAUCGAGAAGCUGACCUCGAACCCCGAGAACAUCAGCCUCUCGGUGCCGGGCGCGAAGCGGCGCAACAGCAAGAAGCUCAAGAAGCAGGUGAAAAUUUGUGAUAAGCUCCCGGAGAAGUGCAACAUCUCGCAGCCGUGCUGCUUCCAGCACAUCAUCAACGUCAACCUGAGCGACAGGAGUCGCUACUUCUCCCUCAGGACGCUCAUGCCCACCGAAAGCCUCACCCCCCACCCCCACCCGUCCAACCACUCCUCUAGUCCAGAGCUCAGCUCAGAUUCCGAGCUCCCCACCCAAGUCUAGCGCACUCGCAGAAGACACGCCACACUCGGAGAAAACUGGACGUAUUUCUAUCAAACAGAACUAUGUGCAGGUGAGAAAUAUGGGGUUCACUGGAAAAAAAAAA
Messenger RNA from Bemisia tabaci, 1620 nucleotides. RefSeq names its product misexpression suppressor of ras 3 (gene MESR3). The record is from RefSeq and is a predicted model, not a curated record. Gene Ontology annotation, biological process: regulation of transcription by RNA polymerase II. NCBI's taxonomy places the organism in Eukaryota, Metazoa, Arthropoda, Insecta, Hemiptera, Aleyrodidae. Gene Ontology annotation, molecular function: DNA-binding transcription factor activity.